CGAAUUAAUUAGAAAAAACAGAAUAUAAGCCAAAAAAAGUCCGAAAAAGAGAGAGAUAAAUACAGUUAACUGCUCCAGGAAUGGCAGACGCCUUUUGUUCGGACUGCAAGCGGAAUACAGAGGUUGUUUUCGAUCAUUCGGCCGGUGAUACGGUGUGUUCGGAGUGCGGGUUGAUGUUAGAAUCGCAUUCGAUCGACGAGACAUCAGAGUGGAGAACCUUCACCAAUGAGUCCGGCGAUAACGAUCCCAACCGUGUUGGCGGUCCCUCUAAUCCGCUUUUGGCUGAUGGCGGUUUAUCCACCGUUAUCGCUAAGCCCAACGACGCUUCUGGAGAGUUCCUUUCGUCAUCGUUGGGCCGCUGGCAGAAUCGUGGGUCGAAUCCAGAUCGGGGGUUGAUUCUCGCUUUUAAUACAAUUGCUACCAUGUCUGAUAGGCUGGGUCUUGUGGCUACCAUCAAGGUAUGCUACCUCUUUCACUGUAGAUAUAAUUUCAACCAUUUGGUGUUUUGGUGUAUUACUAUAGACUCUAGUGAUAUGCAAGUAUGGCAUAUAAUUGAAUACUCUAUUAUUUUAGUAUUAAUGUGUAUGUAUAUUAUUGAUAUAAUCUGGCAUUGCUUUACCCAAUAAAGGGUUGAUGUGCUAAACUAUAUCAUGUCAGCGGCAAUACUAAAUCGA
Messenger RNA from Hibiscus syriacus, 674 nucleotides. RefSeq names its product transcription initiation factor IIB-2-like. The transcript is spliced from 2 exons. The record is from RefSeq and is a predicted model, not a curated record. Gene Ontology annotation, cellular component: nucleus; transcription preinitiation complex. Lineage: Eukaryota; Viridiplantae; Streptophyta; Magnoliopsida; Malvales; Malvaceae. Gene Ontology annotation, molecular function: TBP-class protein binding. Gene Ontology annotation, biological process: DNA-templated transcription initiation; transcription preinitiation complex assembly. Bases 81 to 626 code for a protein of 181 amino acids.